AUCACGGAUGUCAGGUAACGCAGAGGUUGACACUCUCCUCGCUCUCAUCACUCAGUCCGCGACUGCGGUGGUGAUGGAGUAUCAGAAGUACGGUCAAGAUGUUCCAUCGCUCAGCUCAGCAGCGGAGCACCCGAUAGACAGCGCCUCUGAUGUGCUUCAACUGCGGAAGGCACUGCGGCUGCUUGAAGGGGCGUGUAAUCACCUUUGCGAUAUGCUCGAGGCACCGGUGACCUCCGUGGUCAAGCGGACGAUUCGAUUUGAACCCGUGUUGAUGGGGGUGGCGGUGGAGGCGAAAGUAGCCGAUACGCUAGAACAGCACCCGGACGGCCUUCACAUCUCGAAGAUAGCUGAAGUUACAAACGUGCCUGCUCACAAGCUAAGCAAGGUUCUACGCGUACUUGCGACACGUAACUGUUUUCUAGAAGUUGAUACGGACACCUAUGCCAACAAUCGUAUCUCGUACGCUCUUCGCAGUAGCUCCACCACUAAAGCGCACGAUUAUACCCUGGUAAACCAAUCAGGACAUCUGGCUACGACACAGUACUGGGAAUACCUCCAAAACCCCGAUUUUGGGCCUUAUGACACCGUCAACAAGUCGGCUUGGACAUAUGCGCGCCGCGUGAUAGGGGGUGGUACGUACCCUGAACAGGAUAACUUCUUUGGAUGGUACGCGCAGCAGGUACGUCCCGUAACUCCUGCGGUGUCUCCUCAACUGCAUGAUCCUUGA
Molecule: messenger RNA, 727 nt
Organism: Coniophora puteana RWD-64-598 SS2
Lineage: Eukaryota; Fungi; Basidiomycota; Agaricomycetes; Boletales; Coniophoraceae
Exons: 3
Coding region: 8-727 (239 amino acids)
Molecular function (GO): methyltransferase activity
Source: RefSeq, a predicted model, not a curated record